AUUAAAUUAUUUUUUAAAAUAAAAGUGAUAUGGGUUGGAAGUUGGAGUAGUGGUCGCUCAACUGGCAGUGACCGGCUACCGCCACCACCACCACCUCCAGAAACAGAAAAAGACAAGACAGAAGGGAUGCCACACUCUCCCGCUUUUCUUUCAUAGAUCCUGAUCCCUCACUUUCUCUCCCUCAUAAUCACAUCACAACGCAACCACACAACACAACAAAAGUUAAAUCACCAUUUACCAUCGUGUAUAUCGGAAAACAAAAACCCUAAUUCCAAUCGAAUUGGGAUAAAAUCUAACAAAUUAGGGUUUUGUUUCAUCGGAAUGGAUCAAUGGUUCCUUGUAAUGCUCUCAAACCUCCUCCACCUCCACAACUCCCUCGACCCAACCACCGACACCCUCUCUUCCACUACCACCGCCUCCGCCUCCUCCACAUCCCUCCUCAACUCCUCCUCCAUCGCCCCACUCCUCCUCUUCACCAUGGCCUCCGUCCUCUCCUACGUCGCAUCAACACGCACUCCACCCUCACCCUCCACCCACCGCCGCAAAAAACGCCGUAACCCCAACGCUUCCGACUACUCCGUCUCUGCCUUCCGAGCACUCUCAACAGAACACAUUUGGUCCCUCGAAGCUCCCCUCCGUGACGCUCAAUGGCGUUCCCUCUACGGGCUUUCCUAUCCCGUCUUCACCACCGUCGUCGACAAACUCAAACCCCACAUCGCCGUCUCCAACCUCUCCCUCCCUUCCGAUUACGCCGUCGCUAUGGUCCUCUCUCGUCUCGCUCACGGUCUCUCCGCUAAAACCGUCGCUUCUCGUUACUCCCUUGAACCUUACCUUGUUUCUAAAAUCACCAACAUGGUCACGCGCCUCCUCGCCACUAAAUUGUACCCUGAAUUCAUCAAAAUCCCCGUCGGCCGCCGCCGUUUAAUAGAAACCACUCAAUCCUUCGAAGAACUCACCUCACUCCCCAACAUGUGUGGCGCCAUUGAUGCUAGCCCUGUUAAGCUCCGUUCUGCUCCCAGUUCAAACCCUGCCACAUAUAUUUCCCGUUACGGUUACCCUUCCGUUCUUCUUCAGGUAGUUUCCGAUCACAAGAAGAUUUUUUGGGAUGUUUGUGUUAAAGCACCUGGUGGAACUGACGAUGCUACCCAUUUUAGGGAUAGUCUUCUUUACCAGCGUCUUACUUCAGGGGAUGUUGUUUGGGACAAAGUUAUCAAUGUUCGUGGUCACCAUGUUCGUCCUUAUGUUGUUGGUGAUUGGUGUUACCCUUUGUUGCCGUACUUGCUUACGCCUUUUUCGCCGAGUGGGAUGGGUACUCCUGCCCAGAACCUGUUUGAUGGAAUGCUUAUGAAGGGAAGGUCUGUGGUUGUCGACGCUGUUGCUUUGCUUAAGGGAAGGUGGAAAAUUCUUCAGGAUUUGAAUGUGGGUCUUCAUCAUGUUCCUCAAACCAUUGUUGCUUGUUGUGUUUUGCACAAUUUGUGUCAAAUUGCUAGGGAACCUGAGCCUGAGCUGUGGAAGGAGCCUGAUGAGAGUGGACCUCAACCUAGGGUGCUUGAUAGUGAGAAGUCUUUGCAUUUCUGUGGGGAAAGCUUGAGGCAAGUUCUUGCUGAUGAUUUGCACCAAAAGCUUUCCACAAGAUAAUUACUUUGCUUUACUUUGCUGCCAUGUUGAUGGUGAAUCACCUCAUGAUGUAGGAUGCUUAUUGUGUAGAUUGCUUUUAACUCGUGUAGGUUACUUUGUUUUUCUUUUUAUAAAGAAGAAUGUUUUUGUUCUUGUAGGAUGCUUAUUGUGUACUUUUAUGUUGAAUGAUUUUAGUAACCAGAUGUAGGACUAGAUUACAGAAUUUGUGGAUGUGUUCAACUGUAAUGGCUCCUCGUCUUGUGGACUAGGAGAACUAGUAUACUAACAUUAGAUUUCAAUGACAUGUUUCGGACAAGUUUAACUUCACUAUAAUGGCAUAGCUUCAUCAUUUUGCCAUUCGGGUUCCUUUUA
Molecule: messenger RNA, 1989 nt
Organism: Cicer arietinum (chickpea)
Lineage: Eukaryota; Viridiplantae; Streptophyta; Magnoliopsida; Fabales; Fabaceae
Product: protein ALP1-like
Source: RefSeq, a predicted model, not a curated record